Acanthopagrus latus (yellowfin seabream) is the source of this 583-nucleotide messenger RNA. It is a transcript of the gene ndufc2, whose product is annotated as NADH:ubiquinone oxidoreductase subunit C2. Lineage: Eukaryota; Metazoa; Chordata; Actinopteri; Spariformes; Sparidae. The transcript is spliced from 3 exons. Gene Ontology annotation, biological process: mitochondrial electron transport, NADH to ubiquinone. The record is from RefSeq and is a predicted model, not a curated record. The coding region runs from base 118 to 450 and encodes 110 amino acids. Gene Ontology annotation, cellular component: mitochondrial inner membrane.
UUUCAUUCGGUUGCACAACAUGUCCUUGACUUCCUACGAGAGGUGAUAGCCAGUAAGUAUACGUCGGCACCUGGAAGGUCGCUAAAGAUUUCUGACUAGAAGUGGACAUUUGUCGCCAUGGGGAUUUUUCCAGAUGAUGGAAAGGGUCUCCCCCCUCCCGGAAUCGUCAACAGAAACUCGUUGUGGCUGGGCACUACAGGCUGGUUGACAGCGAUGCUUCAGAACGCCAUCAACCACAGGCCGCCGCUAAAAGCAGGUGUUCAUCGACAAGUCCUGUUGGCAACAGUUGGCUGGUUCCUCGGCUACCACCUUACAAAAUAUGAAAAUUACUGUUACGCCAAACGUGAUCGAGAUAUGUUCGAGUAUAUCAGACUCCACCCAGAGGACUUCCCAGAGAAGGAAAAAAAGACCUUUGCAGAGAUUGUGGAGCCUUUCCGUCCUGUGCGCUAAGUGUCUGCAGCUGUUGAAGAUGAGAGAGGGAACAUAGACUACAUCCGCUCUGAGUGGUCUUUUUGUGAAAUAUUUCUGUCAUUUUCUGGUGAAAUAUAACUAUGUAAAUAAAAAAAAGUAUACCAAAAUUCAA